AUGGCCAGAAAGCGAAUUCAAAAUGUUGAUCCAUCUCUAGAUGACAAUGAUGACAAAGAGAACAACGAAAACAAUCAUCCAGCCAAAAAAAAGAAGGCUCCCAAUUAUACCGAACCCAAGGACUUUGAGGUAUGUCGAGCCUGGGUUCAGGUAUCUGAAGACCCCAUGGUUGGAACAAAUCAAGAUGGCAACACGUUCUGGUCUUGCGUUUCCACGUUAUAUCACGAAGCGGUUCCAGACCCAAUUCAACCCGUCGAUAGCUUGAAGAAGAGAUGGAGCAACUACUUACAACCAUCGAUCAAUAAAUUUCACGGUUUUGUCAACCUUGUCGAAUCUCGCAACGAGAGCGGGGCAUCUGCAGAAGAUCAGCUCAACCAAGAUCUCCGCCUUUACUCGCAGGACCAGCAAUCUCAUUUCAAGUAUCUCCGCUGCUACAAACUCCUCGUCAAAAGUCCCAAAUGGCACAACUACUGCCGCGAUAACAAUAAGAGGGGAGAGAAAAAACGAGCCAGAAGCCCUAGUAGUGAAGCGCUGUAA
Molecule: messenger RNA, 537 nt
Organism: Puccinia graminis f. sp. tritici CRL 75-36-700-3
Lineage: Eukaryota; Fungi; Basidiomycota; Pucciniomycetes; Pucciniales; Pucciniaceae
Exons: 2
Coding region: 1-537 (178 amino acids)
Source: RefSeq, a predicted model, not a curated record